Toxotes jaculatrix (banded archerfish) is the source of this 863-nucleotide messenger RNA. RefSeq names its product CD63 antigen-like. The transcript has 7 exons. Gene Ontology annotation, cellular component: membrane. NCBI's taxonomy places the organism in Eukaryota, Metazoa, Chordata, Actinopteri, Toxotidae. The coding region runs from base 85 to 804 and encodes 239 amino acids. The record is from RefSeq and is a predicted model, not a curated record.
AGCUGUCUCUCUGGUCUAGCUUUUGUUUUAGCAGAGUAUAAGCUUCCCUGGAAACAAUCGGAUUGACUGCAUCAAUUUCUCACAAUGUGCAAGUUUUGCAGUAUUAAAUGCUGGUUCAUCUUCUUCAAUAUGCUCUUCUUGGCAUCCGGGGUUGCCCUCAUCAUCAUCGGAGCACUACAAUACUCGACUUACUCACAGAUGGGCACUUUUGCAGGGAGUGGCCUGUCUAAAAUUGCUAUAGUCCUCAUUGCAGUGGGUGUCACCAUAGCCCUCAUCUCUAUCUUGGGGCACAUUGGGGCAUUCAUUAAUAAUUCUUCUAUGGUGGCUUGUUUCAUCUGCAUCCUGAUAGUGAUCAUCCUUUUGGAGAUACUCACAGGCGCUGCCUUUUAUAUUCUCCGCAGCAGGACUGCCCUCCUGCAGAUGAAUAGUGGCAUCAAUACGAAAGCACGAGAGGUGAUCUCUGACUACAGCCCAGAGAACAGACACGCUAUCAACAGAAUUCAGGAAAAGUUCAGCUGCUGUGGUGCAGACAGCUACAUUGACUGGUCCAGGAGUGUGGGCUGGGAAAACCACGAUGCCGUACCGGAUUCCUGCUGCGUGGUGAAGAGUGAGGGUUGUGGACAGGACAAGACAAAAGUCCACACAAAGGGUUGUAUCUGGGCUAUCAAGCUCUUUCUGUUGAAAAACUUGGUGUGGGUUGGUGCUGUCUGCAUUGCUCUUGGGAUCACAGAGGUUUUUGGAGUGUUAGUCGGGGUGUGCUUGUGUCUGGACAUAAAACGAAAAAACUAUCAAAAUCUCAGCUAAUGUGCCACCAUGUCCAAGCACGGUCGUCCUCCUAAAUCAGUGACAGUUUUUUUUUCUUG